Molecule: messenger RNA, 891 nt
Organism: Temnothorax curvispinosus
Lineage: Eukaryota; Metazoa; Arthropoda; Insecta; Hymenoptera; Formicidae
Exons: 2
Coding region: 215-694 (159 amino acids)
Source: RefSeq, a predicted model, not a curated record
UUUUUGAUUUAGAGAAAUAUUAAUAUACAACGUGAACAUUAAUGAGAGUCAGAAUCGUCGAGAUAAACAGUGCACUGACAAAGAAAAUGAGUUUGACUCCAGUUCAGCACUAUCCGAAGACAGUAAUAGUCAGAAGUCAAUAGAUUCAUAGACUGAUUCGGCAACUGUAUUUAUCCUAGAUAAAUAUAAAAUAUACCUUUCUCAAAUAGGCCCAAUGAAAAAAUUUAAAUCGAAGAAGACAAUGUGGGCAGAGAUUUCAAAAGAAUUGCAUGAAAAUUUGAAUAUCUCGAAAACACCACUACAAGUAGAAAAUCGUUAUAAAACGGUUCUGAAACAAAAAAAAGCGGUGGAAAAUAACCGUAAAUCAGGCAGUUCACGAGAAGAAGUGCCAUUUGAAGAAGAGUUAAGAGAAAUUAGUCAAGCUGAUGAUAGCAUCGAGCCAGAAGUACUUCGAAGUGCAAAGUCUGUGAAAUACCCAAAAAGGCCUCUACUCACAAUCAUCUCAGACAAGGACUCAAAUAUUAUUAACGUCGAUGAAAAUGCCAAAGAUUCUUCUCCAAAAAGAAAGCAUAAAUUGAGCAAUGAAGAAAGAAAAUUAGAAUUAUUUAAAGAAAAGGAGGAGGCAAAGGAAAGGAGACACCAAGAGAAACUACAACUUUUGAGGGAAUUGUUCAGCAAGAAAGAAAGCGAUUAGCAUAUAGAAUAACAUUUAAAAGUUAAAGGCUUCUGUGGUUUUCUUAUUUACUUUUUCAGGUUUCCAGGUCAUCAUCGUGCAUAGAGCUUAAUCGUCGACAUUUCGCAAACUCUCUGAUAAUAGUAUAACAAAAACUAUAUAGUUUUUCAGUAUUAGAGAGCCAAUCCUGAUAAAGCAAACAAUGCGCAAUGUUUGCA